GUCACUUCUCAUUCCACUAAUUUAGCAGAAAGGGAGGAGAGAGAGAGAGGUAGAGAGAGCCUGGCGGUGCACUGCUGAGCCAAUGGGGACCGUGAGACAGGAGCCGGACUGUCGGAGCCUCUGCAGUAUCUGACCUGAAAACAGGAGCCAGAACCCGCCUCCACGAACCACCACGAACCACCACGAACCACCACCACUGCUGCUGCUGCUGCUGCUGCUGCUGCUGGGAAAACCGACGGCACCCGAACGCACCGGGCCGGACGGGUUCUCCUCCUCCAGGUGAGAGGAGGUGAAAACGCGGACGCAGAAAAUAAUCCCCGCCGUUUAUCUCGGAGAUAUCGCGGAGAAAUACACACACACACACACACACACACACACGGUCGGUGUCCGCGGAGGAGCCACCGGGGAGCUGCGGAGGCUCAGUGCGGAGAGGAGGAGCGCAGAUCGGGGUUCGUGUUCUCCGUGGCGGAGCUCCGUGUUUACGCAGCGGCUGCAGAGAGCGAGGAGAGGGGGGAGGAGGACGCGGUGCAGCCGGGACGAGCAGGUUUCUGGAGGAUUUCUUUCUAUAUAAAAGGGGGUCAGUACCGCGGUGCGGAGAGCCAGAGAGAGAGAGAGAGAGAGAGAGAGAGAAGGUCUCUCUACCUCCAGAUGGGUUAAAACCGGUUCGGUCUUCCCGAGCCGCCCUCCGGAGCUCACACCUGCUCUCACCUGCCCACCCCGACCUGCAGGGGGCUGUAUGAUGUAGGAGCCACCACCCCCCCACCCCAAGAGUCCCCACUCUCUGCAUCACUAUCCUUUAACCCCCCCACCCGCACCCACCCACCCACCCACCAGUGUAUCUCUGCCCCCCCCACCCACCCAGCGUCCCACCAUGCCGGCGGGGAUGAAACCGCUGGAGAAGUUCCUGAAGAAGCAGACCACGGCGCUGACCCGGGCCGGGGGCUUUGUUGGAGGGGUGGCAGAUAAGGCCAGCGGGGGGACCGGGGCGUCCCGCCGGAGAGCCAGUCUGUCCCGGGUCGUACCGUUCUUCAGGGAGACGUCACCGGAGAGCGGACAGGCCCGAGAGGUGUUCAGCCCCGACAGUGAGGACCCCCCCUCCUGGCCCUCUGCCACAGGGACCGGCCUGGUCACAGCGCCCAGCAGCGCUAACGGCUCCGGAUCCGGUUCUGGAGGAGGAGACAUUCGCAGUCCGUCUCUGUCCAGCGAUGAGCAGAGCUCGGAGGCGAGCCUGAUCACAGAGACCAGUAGCGGGGGAGGAGGAGGAGGAGGAGGAGGGACGCCUCUUCCACCCGACACACCGGACAACCUAACCCUCUCUGUGCUCGACAGCGUGGCGGGAAAACGUCACGCACACUGCACAGAAACUCUGCUGGAUGACUUCAUGUUGACACAUCCCAUCUUCCUGACGGCGGACAGGUUUCAGCAGGUCCUGCUGCAGCAAUUCUCUCUGGAGACGGAGGGGAAGGAGGGAGACAGGGGAGGGAGGGAGGCGCAGGGUGAGAGGAGACAGGGAGGAGGAGAGACAGAGGGAGAGAGCGAGGGAGCGAUGGACGGAGCGGAGAGGAAGCAGGCAGUGCUCAACGUCGCCUUCAGAUAUCUCGACACAUACAGAGAACUCCUGCAGGAGGAAGGAGAGAGGAGCAACAGCUUCCCCAAGGAGCUGUAUCUGUGUGCGGUUCGGGAGUUGAGUCGGUGUCCUGAGCUGGUGGAAGACGUCCUCAAACUGCAGAGAUGGACCGAGAUCUUACACUGCCCCUCUGAAGAGGAGAAGGAGAGCAGGAAGAAGCAGGUCCGUCCUCUGUUCAGACACUUCAGACGCAUCGAUGCCUGUCUGCAGCCCAGAGAGGCCUUCAGGGGCUCCGACGAGAUCUUCUGCAGGGUCUACACUCCGGAUCAUUCCUACGUCACCAUCAGGAGUCGUCUGUCCUGUCGGGUCGGAGAGAUUCUGGCUCUGGUCAGAGAGAAACUCCAGUACAGCGAAGACCAACCGGUUCUGCCCGGAAACCUGAUCCUGGUGGCGGUGACAUCGGCCGGAGAGAAGGCCGUGUUUCGUCCCUCUGAUGAAGCCGUGUUCACCACGCUGGGAGUCAACACUCACCUGUUUGCUUGUGAACCCACCGAGCUCGAGUCCCUGCUUCCUCUUCCUGAGGAGAUCCACUGGACGCCGGGAGACAGCAAACUCCACGACAUGUCGGCGGAGGAGGUCGCCAAUCAGCUGGUGGUGUUUGACUGGGAGCUGUUCAGCUGUGUGCACGAGGUGGAGUUCGUGUGCUAUGUGUUUCACGGGGAACAGUCCCGCUGGCGCCCCCUGAACCUGGAGCUGGUACUGCAGCGCUGCAGUGAGGUGCAGCACUGGGUCGCCACAGAGAUCCUGCAGUGUCAGUCGCUGCCAAAGAGGGUCCAGCUGCUCCGCAAGUUCAUCAAGAUCGCAGCGCUCUGUAAGCAGCAGCAGGACCUGCUGUCCUUCCUCGCUGUGGUUCUGGGUUUAGACAACCCCGCCGUCAACAGACUACGACUCACCUGGGAGGGGCUCCCGGGGAAGUUCAGGAAGCAGUUUCAGCAGUUUGAGAGCGUCGCGGACCCGUCCAGGAACCACAAGUCCUACAGAGACCUGAUCACCAGCCUGAGACCUCCACUGAUCCCCUUCACACCUCUGCUACUCAAAGACUUAACAUUUCUUCACGAGAGCUGUAAAACGUUUCACGGUGAACUCGUCAACUUCGAGAAAAUGCAUAAAGUGGCUGAGAUGGUGAGGAUCAUCAGACGAUACAGGAGCAGCCAGCUAGCCAUGGAUACGGAGACGUCCCCCUCCCACCUGCAGACGAAGGCCUACGUCCGACAGUUACAGGUGAUCGACAACCAGAACCUGCUGUUCGACAUGUCCUGUAAACUGGAGCCCAAAGACACAUAAAGGGACGGACAGGAGGGACAAAAAGAGACUGAAAGAGACUGGAAAUGAAGAAGAGGAGAUUGGAUGGAGAGAAGAGGAGGAAGAGGAGGAGGAGGAGGAGGAAGACGCUUUAAUAAAGUAAAGGAGGAAAUGGAUUGGUGAGAGGGAGAUAAGGAAGGAGUCUCACACUGGAACCAGAAACUUCCUCCUCCUCCUCCUCAUCUACCUUCUUCUCCUCCUUCACCCUCCACUUUGACUGAGUUCUCAUUUGCUUCUUCUUCCUCUUUUCCUCCACCUCCUCCUCCUGCUCCCUCAUCCCUCCAUCAGCAGCAGUCUGAACACUGCCAGCAGCCCGACAACCACCGACUCACAGAGACGCUCGGAGGGACCAAGAACUCGCUAUGAGACGUGUUUUUCAAAUUUAACCUCCUGACGGCGGCAAUUUAUCCCUAAAGUCUUCUGGAUCAUUGACGUAAAUGUCUACGACCUCGGUGGAACAUUCAUAAGAGUCGUUUAACCGCCAUUUCAUGGGAAACAAGAAUUAGCCCAUUGGCCCAAAUAUAAGACCAAAUGUUUUCCGGGAUUUUACGUUUGUGUUGUUUUACAUAACGUUCACAUAACAUCAGAUAUUGUUGAACGGAGAAAGUGUUGCAGUGUUGCAUUGUGGGUUCGUCAGCACUAAAAGUGUUUAUGAAGCGAGUUGAAUCUGACAAUCAGCCAAGAAUCACGUUUCUGAUCCAAAGUUAGUGCAAAUAUGAACCAAAUCUCUAAAACAAGAAAAUACAGAAAGAAACAGGAAAUAUUUGAGGUAUUGUUUUCAAUUUCCAGAGUUUCCACUUGUUCAGAAAAUUGGAGGACCAACAGUCUCUCAGUGUUUCAAGAAGUCUUUGUUCGUCGUAUAUAUUUGGGUCAAUGUGGUGUUUCUGGGAGGACGCAGACGUAAGCGCCUGUACGGGUCUACAGAGAGAAGGGUGUAAUGGGUAACUGUGGGUUGCAGACACUCAAAAAUCAACAAUCCAACUUCCUGUUUGGGAGCCAGACCUGAAACGAAACACCGGAAAUGAACCCGGAAACUGUAGAAGAACCGAAACCACCACGUUAACGUCUCUGAACAACAAUGUGCAGACGGAGAAGCUUUUAAACUCGCCUGCGGACGUAAAGACAAACCGACAGACGAACUGACAGACGAACUGACGUAUCUCUUGUGGAUACCCGCUGUGCUGCAGUGGUUUUGUUCUCCAGGAUCUUUUCUCUGAUGAAGGUUGUGCAACUCUGAAUCUCUGCAGGAAAAAACAUACGAAAUAAAUUCAGUCGCACUGAAUCUUCGUACGAACUUCGUGUGACGCUGUGACGUCACAACACGAGUUUACACGUGCAGAAAUCUGUCAUCUGUAUUUCCAGACUGAAUAUAUUUUUCCAUCAAAUAGCAAACUCUUUUAGAUAUAUAGGACUCGACCACGUCGAUCUGUAACUGAACUCAUUUACGGUUGAUUGUGGGUUACAGAAGUGGUUAAGGGCUGUUAGGCUGACCUCUGAUCUGUGGUUUGUAUCAGCUGCCAUAUUUCACACAGUGACUGAACCCAACAGUGACGAUGCGUUCACUGGACAUAGAGACAAUGUGGGACAUCGGUCACGGUGCGUUCAUGGACACGUGGACGGAGGACGUUUCCUUGCUGGAUCAGAGUGCGUAGAUGCUGGUUUUCUACCCAACGUGAUCUCAGUUUCAGUCUGAAGACUCUCGGGUCUUUUCUGCUUUUUGUUUCAGAAUUCAAAUCAUGUUCACUUUAAAGGACCAUACUGUGUUUUUGUAUGUUUUAACCAGUUUUACUACAAAUCAAGUAUCAUCAGUUUUUCUUUAUAUUUCCAGUGUGGUUAAGUUCCUCCCAGAGAGCUGCAGGUGUCAAUGCGCAGGUCAGACUGAUAUUAUCAGAUAUUUAAAUAUCAGUUGAUAUAUAACAUUAAGAAUCUGUAGAAAAAUGUUGUGUUUAGGGCCAUUACACAGUUUGUCCACCAGAGGGCUCAAACAAGUUUAUUUGUACACUAUAAAAAGUCACAACUCUAAAAAAAAAAAAGGGUUGUACAACUUAAUUGUCCACAAAGGUGGAAAAUUGUCUGAAUUUAAAAGCAACAGACAAAUAAUAAUAAAAAUCAAAUUUUUAGCAUAAAAUGUUACUUUAAAGUACCAAAAUAAGACUACUGGACUCAUAGCUCCACCAAAAACUCCCAGAAAGUACCUUUCACAACCAAAUUUAAGAGACUUUAAUAAGAAUUAAGAAUAAUUCUGUUUGUAUUAAAGAACAAAUACCAGCUAAUUUAUUCUAUCAUCAACCGACACAUCUUGUAUUUAAGAGUAGAUAUUAAUUAGGACAAAUAAAUGUUUGACUGUUUCUUAAUCAUAGAAGAAGGAAACGGGAACAGCUGGUUGUUUUGUUCGGAGAUCGACGGGUGGGCGGAAUUGGAGUAAACCGGCUAAAACAUGCAAACACAGGUAUGGUGCUUUAAGAAAGUGAUGUGAAGUGGUUGAAAUCAGCCAGCUGUGUUACCCGGACGACAUCAUACCGGAGAGAUAAAUACAAACAUACGAGAGAGUCGACAGGAGUUUUUCUUUUUUCUUCUCAGCGUUUGGGAUCUACCUGCUGAACGACCAGCCGGCUUUAAAGGAAGGACCCGAUCAGCCCCACGGAGCGGCCCCCGCCAUUGGUCGGCUCGUGGAUUUGGCGGGUCGGGGUCCGAGGCAAUAACCGAGCGGCGGGAAGCGAAGCCGGUUGGUCAACUUAUCGCAGCAACAAGCACUUUUGCCAAACCUCAGGGCUCAGAGACACAGAGAGGUUUUGUUUACUCUUUAUUCUAGAUUUUCAGUAGAGUUCGGUUCAGUUGAGUCCAGUUGUGUUGCGAUCAAUUGGUUCUGUGUUUGUACAGCUGAUCACGCUUCAGUCAUAUUUACUAUAAUAAUAGAAAUCUACAGAGUUGUUGUUUUUCUGCUGUGAUCACCACCAGGUCUGAGUCCAGCUGGUCCACACGGAAACAUGGUUUUACUUUUGGUCUGAGUCAGAGUACACUGUAAAAACCUUCAUCUGAAGUCAUUUUGUCUGAGUCCCAUCAGAGUUAAUGAUGAACAAAGUGCUAGCUAACCCGCGAGACAGGGACCCGUUUCUAAAAAGCAAUUUGUGACCGUCAGUGAGAUAAAUUUGGGACUCGAACAGGGCUUUCGUCACAGAUCAUGAAAAUACUUGACUCAAGACAAAAUGAACUCCCACUGAAGGUUUUUUCUCGGUGCACUGAAGCGUUUCACUCUUCAGAUGUUGUGAAAAACGAACAUAUAGUUUCUUACCUGCGCUCUUGGCUCACAAACCCAGAGACUUCGAGAAAAAACACCAAAAUGUUUUGAGAAAAAAGCAGUUAAAGAAAGAAAGUAAUCCGAAUUUUAUGAGAUAAUUUGUAAUAUGACGAGAUAAAGUCAGUACUUCGUAACGUAAUUUAAAAAAGAAUCAUAGAGAUAAAGUUAUAAUUCGAUGACAUAAAGCUGUAACAUUUUGAGAUUAAUUACAGGAUAUUUUUAAUGAUCCUUGUCUGGAAGUCUUUUACAGCAGGUUGAAUAUUUGAUUUCAUAGCGAGACGUCCAGUCGAUGUCUUCCUUCGUCGGUUGGAGGAAACUCUUCAGUGCAUCAGGACGUUCACGUGUUUGUAAAAAAAGAUUUCUGAAAAUGUGUAAAUGGUUUGAAAAAUGUUACCUGUGCUCAGCUCUGGUGGCCAGUGAGACUUUGUCAUUCUCCAUCUGUACCAUAACAUCCAGUUUGUAAAAGCUCAGUGAGGCUGAUCCCAUCCAGAGCAAAGUCCGCCUCCACGUCAGAACCGGUUCACCAACCAGUCCAGGUUUCAGACCCAACAACUUUAAUUAAAUCAGUUUUAUUUAUAUUUUGUUUUACAACCUGGUCAAAUUAAUAUUAUUAAGAGUUUAAAGAACCAGUGUUCAGCUAUCGUACGCUCACGGUUUGAAGUAUUUAAGUAAUGUAGUAAUUUAAUGACGCUAUCUGCUGUAAAGAAGCAGUCUGACAUUUAUCUUGAGCCUUGUAUUGUUUCAUUGUUCUGUAAGAGUCGCUUUAAUGUUUUAACGACAAAGGAUCUCUGGGGAUGGGAGUUCAACUCACGACAGGAACUCAGAUUUUUCCAUUUCGGAUUUUGAGCGACAUCAUGUGAACUGAGGCGGAUUUAUUCUGGACGGGACAAAACUUCUCCACUUUGAUAAGACCUUAUAUCCAAUAUAGGCUAAUUUAUAGACCUUAUAUCUAAAUGUUUGUUUCCCAGAACUUUCCCAGAAUUCUCAAGAACAAAAGUUCAAAGUACCAAAAACAUUCUAGUCACCUCUGAGAAGAUUUCAAACUUUCAAAUUCACAAGUUCAAACCCCCAAAACCUCAAGUUCUAACUUGAGAACACAAGUUUGAGUUUUAACUUCAAAGUCAGAACUCACAUAGACACAAUUUCAAAUUCAAACUCUCACAAACACGAGUUCAAAACUCUGAGAACCAAAGUUUGAACCCCCAAGAACAUGAGUUCAGAUUCUCUGUAUUAAGGUCUUGUCGAGGUGGAGACGAUUGCGGUUUUGGUCGGGUACAAAGUGUGAAACCCAGUGAAGAUGACAUCAUCACUAGUCUGCCGGUGGCUCUCUCAGGACCACUUCCUGGGUGUCGGGCGGUUUAUUAUGGAUCCCAGUGUAGUUCUGAGCAGAAACUGAAGACUUAACGAAAUCUGAACCUAAACAAAGACGAAUCUGAACUGAACAAACCUUCCGGGUUUUGGACCAAUCGUGGCUUCUGCGUCUAAUUCUGCUGGGAUGCAUAAUUUCGGGAGGGAGGCGGCCUCUUGGGUCGAGGCCGUCUACUGAGUUGCCCGUGUGAAAACACUGAAAAAAUAAAAAUGUGUACAUAGUGCAACCCUGUAAAUAGGCAAAUACUAACGGAGACUCUAUUUUAUGUAUGAGCGGAGAGAGAGAGUGACGCUAACUCAAGGAGAAAUAUUUGAUUUGAUGUUUUUUAUUUGUAAAAGUGAGCGAGAAGUGUACAGUGACGAUUGCAAGAGAAAGAAAUGAUGAUGAAUUUAUGACUUAAUGAAUUGUACAGUUAAAUCUCUUCAGUUUGAUUGUUCUGUUGUUUUCUAUCUAAAGCUUGGGGUUGUUUCUGUUUGGGUUUUUUGUACAGAAGUGGUUGUUUACAUCGAUACAAGUCCUUAUUUCUGUGAACAAUGUGAUUGGAGCACAGGCCUGGGGGUGGGGCCGGUAGUGGGCGUCGUGCAAGUGAAGUCUGAACCAUGGAGUAGUAGAGCAACUGGUACAUUUUUUUUCAGAAUGACAUCCAAAUAUUUUUCAUUUCUUAUAGUUUUGAGUUAUAAUUGUACAAGAACAUUUUUUUUCCCGAAAUAUUAUGAGAUUGAUUCGUAAUUGUAUAAAAGUUUUGUCAUUUCCAGAAUACAGAUUUAAUUUUGUGAGAUAAAACUCAUAAAUCACAGUUUUGAGAAAAGUGAUUUAAUGAGAGAAAUAAUAUUUCAACAUAAUGUUGGAAUUUUAAUAGAAAAACAAAUGUUAUUGGAAAAAAGUGAAUUAUGAUACUUAUUAUUAUUAUUAUUAUUAUUAUUAUUAAUAUUAAUAAGUUGUAAUUCAUAAAAAUCUUAUUUUUAGAGAAUUAAAUUGUAGUUUUGCAAGAGAAGUCAUUUUUAUUAAAGUUAUAUGAUAGAAUAAAGACAAAAUUACAAGAAACUCUUAAUAUUUCAAGAAUAUUUGAAUAAUGUUUUUUGAAACUUUUUACAAGAAACAAGUUGUAAAAUUAAAUAAGAGUUAAAUGAGACUUAGAAUAUUAAUUAGGGCUUUUUCCUCAUAACAUUAUGACUCUAAAACUUUAUUCUGACUUCUGAGUAAAAUUACUAAAUUAUUUCAUGUUACAAUUAACUCUUCUACUAAAAGUCCAACUUUAUCUUAAAAUUUUACAACUUUUGUCAAUUAAAAUGAAAACUUAAUCUCAUAUUAUUGUUUUUCUUCCAUCGAUGCGUUUAUUAUCCUGAUUUCAUGACUUAUUUUUCUCAUAACAUUAAUACAUUUUUCUCAUUAUUGAACAGUUGCUCUGAUACUCGAUGUUAUUGAUGAACUUUAUUAUAUUUAUUCUCUGCAAAAACAAUCUGAGGGGAAAAUAUUUAGUUUAAAUUGAUUUAAAUAAAAAUUGCAGAGGAGAUAAUUCAAGUUGAUUUGAAUGGGGAAAAAGUGAAAAACAUAAAAUGUUACGAUCAGAAACAGGAAGUUUAAUGGAUGGAUGUUAAAUGGAAUUGAUGAAUUGAUAAAUUAGUGAUUACUUUGCUUCUCUACUGAUUGGAAACUCGGCUGAAAUGAUUGAAUGGGACAGAUUUCCUCCAGACUUGUAGCUCCCUCUGCUGUCACACUACAGACACUGAAAUAAAACCUCUGGACAACAACA
Molecule: messenger RNA, 9349 nt
Organism: Dicentrarchus labrax (European seabass)
Lineage: Eukaryota; Metazoa; Chordata; Actinopteri; Moronidae
Gene: rapgefl1
Product: Rap guanine nucleotide exchange factor (GEF)-like 1
Exons: 16
Coding region: 872-2911 (679 amino acids)
Biological process (GO): Ras protein signal transduction; positive regulation of GTPase activity
Cellular component (GO): plasma membrane
Molecular function (GO): guanyl-nucleotide exchange factor activity
Source: RefSeq, a predicted model, not a curated record